Messenger RNA from Sorex fumeus (smoky shrew), 546 nucleotides. Its product is annotated as histone H3.1-like. The record is from RefSeq and is a predicted model, not a curated record. The transcript has 2 exons. Gene Ontology annotation, molecular function: protein heterodimerization activity; structural constituent of chromatin; DNA binding. Gene Ontology annotation, cellular component: nucleosome. Bases 1 to 546 code for a protein of 181 amino acids. NCBI's taxonomy places the organism in Eukaryota, Metazoa, Chordata, Mammalia, Eulipotyphla, Soricidae.
AUGAACUUCAGCAGCUUGGCUUGCAUCUCCUCGAAGGUUUUACUCAUGAAUCUGAAGAGCAAGAACGAGAGGGCUCGUACUAAGCAGGCGGUGCACAAGUCAACAGGCGGGAAGGCACCCCAUAAGCAGCUGGCCACCAAGGCGGCCCACAAGAGCGCACCAGCCACAGGUGGCGUGAAGAAGCCGCACCGCUACCGGCCCGACACCAUAGAGCUACUCGAGAUUCACUGCUACCAGAAGUCCACCGAGCUGCUUAUCCGCAAGCUGCUGUUCCAGCGACUGGUGCGUGAGAUGACGCAGGACUUCAAGACCGACCUGCGCUCCCAGAGCUUGACCGUCACGGCACUGCCGGAGGCAUGCAAGGUCUACCUGGUGGGGCUCUUCAAGGACACCAACUUCUGCUCAUUCCCCACCAAGCACAUCACCAUUAUGCCCAAGGACAUCCAGUUGGCAUCCGCAGAGAGAGGGCAUAAAGUUUAUGAUGCUAAAAUCUCAGGGCUGGGACAAAUGGAAAUGCUACUUAUGCCCGCUCGAGUAAAUCGAUGA